Stegodyphus dumicola is the source of this 719-nucleotide messenger RNA. RefSeq names its product protein dpy-30 homolog. NCBI's taxonomy places the organism in Eukaryota, Metazoa, Arthropoda, Arachnida, Araneae, Eresidae. The record is from RefSeq and is a predicted model, not a curated record.
UACUUUUGAAACUUUGCAUUUUUUGUCCAAUAGCGGCUGUCCUGACCGGCGAACCCAACCCAGCAUUCAAACCGAUUAUUCUCACCUAUUUUAGUGGCAUCUGCUUACGUUACCGUUUGUGGUUAAAAAAAUGGAAGAAGCCGAGCAAGAAAACGCUGGUGCCCAAACAGAAGCUGUGGCUAAAGAAGGUGCUCCUUCGGAAGAAAAGCAACAAAAAACAAAUUCUGCUGAAAAAGAAUCUUCUGAAGCAAUUCCGAAAAAGCCACGUGUAGAUUACAAUGCAAUAGCUACGCGGCCUUACCUUGAUGCAACUGUGGUACCAAUUUUACUUCAGGCACUCUCUGCCCUUGCAAGAGAAAGGCCUCCUGAUCCAAUACAAUAUUUAGCAGAUUUUCUUAUCAGAAAUAAAGCGCAGUAUUCUCAGUCCAUUGAUUUACCAGAUGGAUCUUCCAGUUAAUCUAGAGCCAUUUUUCCUCAGCGAAAUGUCCAGUUUUAUAUAUUUCACAUAUUGCAAUUCAUUUGUAGUUUGCAUAAGAAAUAUUUCUCAUUCUUCAUAUUUAAAAUACCAUCUUUGUAAAAAUGCAUGUCUUCAACCACGUAAUUACUUGUAACAUGUUUUAGGAGUUACUAAAUUAUCAGUAAAAUUCUCAGUGAAAGCUGGAAGUUUAUUCUUUGUUUUGGACUUUGCAUUCUGUAUAAUAAAGUAGAUAUGUUUGAAA